CGUCAGCCGAAAAAGUUGUGUUACCUCGCAGGCUUAAAAUUACCUGCAAAAUGGCAACGAAGGAAGUUUUGUUAUGCGUUCUAACAUGCAUAGCUUUUUCAAAAGCCUCUUUUAAUUACAUGAGUAUUCGCGAAAUUUACCCUCCUCUUAGUCCUGCCUCGGUGGCCGAGCUGGACGCCUUGUGUUCUUCUGCACCGUCAAUUGAAAACGGUACGGUCUCCAUUGAAUUACAACGCAGUAAAGAAAAAUUCUUUCUGGUGGCCUCCUAUUCCUGUAAAAAAAACAGCGACAAACUAAGGCUUGUCGGAGACAAGGCUUUGUACUGUUCAAGAGGCCAAUGGCGUGGUAAUAAACCCGAAUGCAAACCAAUUCGGGCUCGGCCAAAAUCUUUGAAUUGUGCAAAUGAUAAUGGCGGUUGUUCUCAUAUAUGUAACAGAUCUACUGGGAAAUGCGAAUGCUGGGAGGGUUAUUCUCUGAAUUCCGAUUUACGUACUUGUAAAGAUGUCGACGAAUGCCAGAAUUCAAAUGGGGGUUGCUCUCAGGUUUGUAACAACCUUCCUGGAGAAUAUAUAUGCACCUGCAGAUCUGGGUUUGACAUAGACAUAAAGGAUGGAAAAUCUUGUUUUGACAUCGAUGAAUGUGCCGAUCCUGAUUUGUCUUGGGACUGCACAGCUGGCUGUGAGAACACAUAUGGAUCCUACAAAUGUCUACCAUCAACAGUAGGCAGAGUUGAUCCCCCAGAUGCCUUGGCUGCCACCGGAAGUGAAACAAUUUUGUGCAAACCCGGCUUUAAGCUGUCUGACGAUGGCAGCGAGUGUCAGGACAUCAACGAAUGCGCCGAGUUCGAUGAUGAUGAUAGACCACGUUACUGUGAGCACAAAUGCGAGAACCUAAUAGGUUCAUAUAUUUGUCACUGUCCCGAGGGUUAUCAUCUACUCGACGACCACCAAAGUUGUGCCUCGAACACUAAAAAACCAUCGAAACAAACAAAAUGCCCAUCCGGUUUUGAAAGAACUGCUGAUGGUAGCCAGUGUCAGGACAUCAAUGAAUGCAUAUCCCUUACUAAUCCCCAUAAUUGCCAACAAGAAUGUAUUAAUGCGAUUGGCUCAUUCAACUGUAGCUGCAUUGCAGGCUAUCAUUUAAUGAGUGAUAUGAAGAGUUGUGAAUUGGAUGCCAUUGAGAAACCUCCAGAAACUGUACUACAGUGCAGUCAUUUCAUUCAGGAUGGAAAUCGCUGCUCAUGUCCUCGUGGCCUCAAACUGAUCAACAAUACCACUUGUGUAGAUCCCUGUGAGAUCGAAAACAAUGGUUGCGAACACAUCUGUCACACUUCCACUGGUGGUCAGUGCUCUUGUCGCAAUGGAUUCAGCAUAAAUGCCAAUGGAAAGAGUUGCGACGAUGUAGACGAGUGCUUGGUGAACAACGGAGGCUGCGACCAGCUCUGCCUUAAUAUACCAGGCUUAUAUAUGUGCAAAUGUGACAGCGAUUCUGAGCUGUUACAGGACCAAAAGACGUGUCAGAAAAAGAUCCCAACUGUUUCACCUAUGAUUCUUUUCUACUGCCCGGCACUGCGUUCAGUACCCAAUGGAGUUAUAAAUCCGCCUAGCUGCACCGAAGGCCCCUCUGCAGAUAACACAAUCUGCAGACUGACGUGCAAUAACGGCUUUGAGCCCGAUAAAUUAGAUACUGUCCGUUGCUCGAUGUGGUAUACUGGAUGGCUUUACGACUCUCAACUAAGUUGCAUACCAAGCAAGCGAAAUAGUGGGCCUUCAAGAUUACCAAAAGAAACCAGAACCAGAUAUACGGCCUUUGACCCGGUCGGGGUACCAUUAUAUUAAAAACAAACAGCGUAACAUGACAUCCCUAGAACUCUAUACAUAUCAAAGACAAUACGUAAAAAGAGUGAGCCCGUGAAGGUCUUGGUCUAUAUAAGCACUGGAUUAUGGAUAACCAUAUCUCACAUUUCUGCAUCUGAUAUUGUAGGUCAGGCUGGCCAACGACUGUGUACUUUUAACAAUCAUCGAAUAGUUACAUCUCUUUGUAUUACAUUCUGCUGUGAAUAUAAUGUAUUAAUUUAUGUCUCGGGGAUGGAAAACCUUUAAUUUAUUAACACACUUGGUAUAUGUAAACUUUUGUAACAUUUCAUCAGCAUUAAUUUGGGGCUUAUCAGCCAGCGUGCUGUAAGCCAACUGAACUCUGUAAGCAAAACCCGAAUAAAGAAACCUAAAAAAAACUAAAACGAAAUAAAACUUCCGGAGUAAAUCAAUGCAU
Molecule: messenger RNA, 2271 nt
Organism: Drosophila eugracilis
Lineage: Eukaryota; Metazoa; Arthropoda; Insecta; Diptera; Drosophilidae
Product: multiple epidermal growth factor-like domains protein 6
Exons: 8
Coding region: 51-1838 (595 amino acids)
Molecular function (GO): calcium ion binding
Source: RefSeq, a predicted model, not a curated record